GGCCGGGGGGGGGGGGUCUCGCCCACCACCCCCAAUAUUUGGGUGGGGGGGGGUCCCCUAAACGUGUCCCCCCCCCCCCCAGGCGUGAACUGCCUGGCCUACGACGAGGCCAUCAUGGCGCAGCAGGACCGCAUCCAGCAGGAGAUCGCGGUGCAGAACCCGCUGGUGUCGGAGCGGCUGGAGCUGGCCGUGCUCUACAAGGAGUACGCGCAGGACGACCACGUCUACCAGCAGAAGAUCAAGGACCUGCUCCAGAAGUACUCCUACAUCCGCAAGACGCGGCCGGACGGGAACUGCUUCUACCGCGCCUUCGGCUUCGCGCACCUCGAGGCCCUGCUGGAGGACGGCCAGGAGCUGCAGCGGUUCAAGGAGAUCUCGGCGCGCAGCAAGGACGAGCUGGUGGCGCAGGGCUUCACCGAGUUCACGAUCGAGGACUUCCACAACACGGUGGGGGAACUGGGAGGCACUGGGGAGACGCUGGGGGGACUGGGAGGCACUGGGGAGACAGUGCGGGGACUGGGAGACACUGGGGAGACACUGGGGAGACAGUGCGGGGAUGCUGGGGGGACUGGGAGACACUGGGGAGAU
Molecule: messenger RNA, 588 nt
Organism: Cygnus olor (mute swan)
Lineage: Eukaryota; Metazoa; Chordata; Aves; Anseriformes; Anatidae
Product: ubiquitin thioesterase OTUB1-like
Exons: 4
Biological process (GO): protein K48-linked deubiquitination; negative regulation of double-strand break repair
Cellular component (GO): nucleus
Molecular function (GO): cysteine-type deubiquitinase activity; ubiquitin binding
Source: RefSeq, a predicted model, not a curated record